AAUAUGCAUUUCCUUCUUUUUCAGAUUUAAUACUGUGUACAAAUGACAUGAACGUAAAUAUCCCACAGUUGGCAGACAGCCUAUUCGAAAGGACAACAAACAGUAGCUGGGUGGUAGUGUUCAAAUCUCUCAUCACAACUCACCAUCUAAUGGUGUAUGGAAAUGAGCGUUUUACCCAGUAUCUGGCUUCCAGAAACACAUUGUUUAACUUGAGUAAUUUCUUGGACAAAAGUGGAUUGCAAGGGUAUGACAUGUCCACAUUUAUUAGGAGAUAUAGCAGAUACUUGAAUGAGAAAGCAGUUUCCUACAGACAAGUAGCUUUUGACUUUACAAAAGUAAAAAGAGGAGCUGACGGAGUCAUGAGGACAAUGAAUACAGAAAAACUGUUAAAAACUGUACCGAUUAUACAAAACCAGAUGGAUGCACUGCUUGAUUUCAAUGUCAACAGCAAUGAACUUACGAAUGGUGUAAUUAAUGCUGCCUUCAUGCUUCUUUUCAAAGAUGCCAUUAGACUUUUUGCAGCGUAUAAUGAAGGGAUUAUUAAUUUGCUGGAAAAAUACUUUGACAUGAAAAAGAAUCAGUGCAAGGAAGCCCUUGACAUAUAUAAGAAGUUUCUGACUAGGAUGGCAAGAAUUUCUGAGUUUCUCAAAGUUGCAGAGCAAGUGGGGAUAGACAGAGGAGACAUACCAGAUCUUUCUCAGGCACCGAGUAGUCUCCUGGAUGCUUUAGAACAGCACUUGGCCUCCUUGGAAGGAAAGAAAAUCAAAGAUUCCACUGCAGCUAGCAGGGCUACCACACUUUCCAAUGCAGUUUCUUCCCUUGCAAGUACUGGCCUGUCUCUCACCAAAGUUGAUGAAAGGGAAAAACAAGCUGCGCUAGAGGAAGAACAGGCCCGUUUAAAAGCUCUAAAGGAGCAGCGUCUAAAAGAACUUGCAAAGAAACCCCAUACAUCUUUAACCACAGCCUCCUCCCCUGUGUCUAAUAGUGCAGGAAGUAUAAUGACUACACCAGUUAUUGACAUUUUUUCCACACCCAGUUCUUCAAACAGUACAUCAAAGCUGCCAAAUGACUUGCUUGAUUUACAGCCAGCUUUUCAUCCAGCUGUGCAUCCAAUGUCCUCUGCACCACAAGUGGGAGGGACCUGGGGAGGUAAGAGAUUUUGUUGUGAUUAUUACAUAGCCGCUCCUACUAUCACUACAAUUUCACAAUCCCUGCUAUGUUUUGUUGAUUAAUUAUUUUGAUAUUUC
Python bivittatus (Burmese python) is the source of this 1247-nucleotide messenger RNA. NCBI's taxonomy places the organism in Eukaryota, Metazoa, Chordata, Lepidosauria, Squamata, Pythonidae. The record is from RefSeq and is a predicted model, not a curated record.